Molecule: messenger RNA, 585 nt
Organism: Perkinsus marinus ATCC 50983
Lineage: Eukaryota; Perkinsozoa; Perkinsida; Perkinsidae
Exons: 7
Coding region: 1-585 (194 amino acids)
Source: RefSeq, a predicted model, not a curated record
AUGUUCGCCAUCAUCUUAGCUGGACUCAGUGAUGAGGUGUCGAAUGGCAGAGGCAUUGAGGAGGGAGAGAACGAUGUGAUGAGCUUCGUGGCGCAGCUCAAGAAAUGGUUCAUGGUCAAGUUGAAAGUGAAGAGAAGACUCGCCCGGUAUGCUCCCAGUAUUUACGCUAAGAUAUUCUACAAAGCCUAUAACGGGAAGGAUGCGGUUAGGAGCGCUGCUCGAAGUGGCACAGGAGAACCUCUUGAAGUGUCUAUUGGGAUGACUGAUGGCAUGCAAGACUCCACCGAGUUCGACAUGGACCAAGCCGUUGCUGAUCUAAGACGUGCCAGCAUGUCAACCGAUCGGAGAAGUCUGGCAUUGAUGAUCUCACGAAGAUUGAUCAAGUCCUCUGAGGAGAUAAUGCCCUCUAUCGAGCACAUGGCCGGAAAAGCCUUGUUCAAGAUACAGACAAUGGGCAUCGACGUGUCAUCUGGGAUGCAUGAGUGUCUCCAAAUGGUUGAUGAUCUUCAAAGAGCAGCAAAUGAUGUUUAUGAGCGGGUUGAGGAACUCCGCGAGCAACAACUUGAAGCGAUUGGUGAGGAAUAA